Molecule: messenger RNA, 3259 nt
Organism: Colletotrichum scovillei
Lineage: Eukaryota; Fungi; Ascomycota; Sordariomycetes; Glomerellales; Glomerellaceae
Exons: 2
Coding region: 1058-3097 (679 amino acids)
Source: RefSeq, a predicted model, not a curated record
UUCGCGUCUCUCCCUCGAUCCCUUUUCGUACAGCUGUCAUUAUCAGCGCUCCGUACAGAUACCAAUACCUACCUGCAGUUCUGUACCUACAGUCUUCGGAUCCCCGUCGACUAUCGCUCAGCCUCUCUCGCACAAGCACACGUACGACCGUGAACACUAUCUCUCGAAUCCUCGAGUCCACGUCAACCUUGACGCAUCACGAUCACUAGUACCCAUCCAAACUAAAAGCAAAAGCAAGAGCAAAAGCUUCGAGAUCGUCUGUCCACCCCCACCACGCGCAUCUUCCUCCGGGCCACGUCCGGACCAGCUCCACAGAUCCACCACCCAGUACCCACCAAAGCUCGCGUCUGUGACAUUGCACCACGCUGCACAGCCCAGCUGGAGCAGACAACCCUGGGAUCUCAAAUCUCUCGUCAAGGUCUGGCCCAUCUAGGUGAUCAAUUGCCGGCAACGUUCCAACAGGGGAGGAAAACGAAGGGGAACCGCAUGGGAAAAGGGGACCACUUGUUGAUUCCCACAGUUGCGCUAACUUUCUUCCCUUUCGUGUACGGAGUGCCUACGAACGAAUACCUUGCGCAUCGCAUCUCACGGCAUCUCUCGUCCCAUCCCGGCCAGUCCCAUCUGAUCCCGUCCCGCUGGCCCGCUUCAGCAACUGCGUCUGUUUCAACUGCUGUGCUGUCCUGUACGCUCGCUGCUGCUCAGCUUUAGCCUCGACCUUACUCGCCCUCCUCCUGCUCCUGCUUCUACUCCUACUCCUGCGUCGAUUACCCUUCAACUUUGCAUCUGGAGCUCUCCAACGGAUAACGCAGCCCAGCCAGCUUCUCUACCACCUCGACGGGAAGAUGUGAGACGCCCAACCCUCGGAUCACCGCUCCCCCCUCCCUUGCAACUUUCAGUCCUUUUUUCGGUGAACGUGUACCAUCCACGCACGCUUCGUCUUACCUUCGCUUCCACUUCUCCCUUGCCCUUCUUACUUUCUCUCUUCCCCUCUUCUUCCUUUAAACUGUCCUCAGGCCCAUCGCUGCUGCACCUCUCCGUCCCUCCCAGAUAGAGAAGCAUGCCGGAUCCAUGGCGCCAAUUACGCUCCUUCGUUUUCCUCAGCGAUGAAGAGAUGGGGAAGAAGGACGACGACCACCACCGCCCUGGCGGCAGCGCCAUCAAGAACCCCAUGCUGCUUCGAAACAGGAACCCCCAAUGGCAGCCCGCCGCCAAGAUGCCCUCCCGCCGCCUCUUCCGACGCAUCGCCUACCUCCUCGUCAUUGCCGCCGGCCUCUGGUACCUCCUGAGCGACCUCUCCCUCGGUUUCGGCCAACGGCCCCCGAACUACAUCUACCCGUACCCCGAAGACGCCUCUCCGUCCCGCGAUCCCUCGUCACGAAAGCCCGGCCGACUAGCUCAAGGUCAACCCAUCCCGCCGGCCGCAGAACACGACUACAAUGGCCCCGUCAAGUUCCACCGGCUCGCCAACUCGCUGCACGCCAUUGCUGCUACCAAGGGCAGCCAGCCUAUCAACCAAAAUGUCCUCUUCGCCGCCUCCAACUUGCGCAGCAUAUCGAGCUUGCUACCGUUCGCAUGUAAGAUGGGCACUGAGUUGAGGAGCUACGUACACUUCGCCGUCAUGAGCAGGAGCGACAUCAACCUCGACGAGCUCAAGAAGAUCAACGGCGUGGACGAUACCUGCUACAUCAUCUGGCACGAUGCCCGAGCCGACUUCUCCCCCCUCUCGACCGACGCUCGACUCGAACAAUCCGCGGUCCGCGCGCUGCGACACAUAAGCACAUACAUGCAUCCUCAAGCUAUCCUCAUUGACGGUUCCGACGACGAAUACGUUCCCUUCACGAAAGGAAUGCGCGACGAGACAGGCAGGCUCAAGACCCCGCUGAUUGAGCUUCCUGCUGGUGCAUGGACACAUCUUUCAUGGCUGUCGAAGCUCGACAGUGCUUCCCUGGCUGCGUGGAACCAGGUCAGCGUCGACAUCCUGAUCCAGGCCCCGGCGAGCGGGUCAGGCAGCCUGUUGCGGCUGCUCAAGUCUCUCAAUGACGCCGAUUUCACUGCCUUCUCGAUCCCUCACCUCACCAUUGAGCUACCGCAAGACAUUGAACCUGCGACGGCCAAGUUCCUCGAGACGUUCCGCUGGCCGCCGCCACAUGUGCAUAACCCUGGGCGUGUGCAGAUGCUCUCCCUAAGGCAUAGAAUACCGAGACAGCGCAUGACGGAGGAGGAGAGUUCCAUCCGAUUUCUCGAAUCUUUCUGGCCAACAACGCCAAAGUACUCUCAUAUUCUAGUUCUUUCACCGCAGGCGGAGCUUGCGCCUGGUUUCUUCCAUUACCUUAAAUACACGGUGUUGGAGUACCGCUACUCUCGCCUGACCACCCUCCAGAAAUGGGACCAACGUCUGCUUGGCAUUAGCAUGACCACGCCUUCCAUGUACCUGAACGGCAAGAAGGAUUUCAUCGAGCCGACGGCAGAAGGCGCAAGCGAUCUCGAACCCGGAACCUCUUACCUGUGGCAAGCUCCCAACAGCAACGCCGUUCUCUUCUUCGGCGACAGGUGGAUCGAGCUGCACGGCCUCGUAUCGCAAGUCGACGCGCUGCAACACGCGCGGGGUGCCGAGCCAUCGCCGGCGCUGAUUGCCGAAAAGCAGGUCAGCAAGAUGUACCCCUCCUGGCUGGAACACAUGCUGCGCCUGUCCCGGCUCAGGGGCUACUUCACGCUGUAUCCCAGCGCGGAGACGGCAGCCACGAUCGCGACAGUGCACCAGGAGCUCUACCAGGCCCCCGAGGAAUACGAGAAGGAAGGUGGGGAGGGUAAGAAGACGGCGAGUCUCUCGGAAUCGAGGUUUGGCUCUGGGUCCCUGGUUCAGACAAUGGACACGCUGCCGAACAAUGGUAGUCUCAAGCCCGCCAAUGACCUUCCCCUGCUCGGCUGGGAGGGCGAGGGUACGAACCUAAGGCACAUCUAUCAAAUGGCGAUAGAGUACAUGUUCACAUGGCGCGAGCAAGUCGGCGGCUGCAGCAAAGAAGAGUCCCAGCGGGAUCAUGUGGAUGGGUCCGCGAGGGAUCUGUUCUGCACGCCUGAUGGUAAACUCAAGGCUUAAUAGAGAAUGAAGUGAGUGCGGAGCAAAAUCCUAGGGGAAGAAAGCCCGUGAAUUUUGUGCCAAGUGUAUACUAUAUAGACCCUUUUUAUAUACCCACGGGAUGGAUGGAACAUCAGCAUGGACUGACACGGCGCGACGAAGACAAAGGCACAAAAAGGUGGG